Penicillium egyptiacum is the source of this 142-nucleotide messenger RNA. The record is from the annotation of a GenBank genome assembly. Lineage: Eukaryota; Fungi; Ascomycota; Eurotiomycetes; Eurotiales; Aspergillaceae.
CUACGGAGAUCAGAUCAGCACCGACGAGGUGGUGAAGGCUGCGGCUGGAAACCCGUUAAAUGGUAAAGAGGUGAUAGAACUACUUCUCGACGGCUACGGAGACCAGAUCACUAUCACCGACGAGGUAGUAUCUAUUAUUGCU